Molecule: messenger RNA, 963 nt
Organism: Staurois parvus
Lineage: Eukaryota; Metazoa; Chordata; Amphibia; Anura; Ranidae
Source: the annotation of a GenBank genome assembly
AUGUGCCUGUGGCUCCCUCUGCUGGUAGUAUUGGGUUUGGUCCUUCUGUACAGAUGGCACCGACAAAGUCAAAUACUGGAAAACCUUACAGAUAAAUAUGUACUUAUCACUGGAUGUGACACUGGAUUUGGGAACCUACUAGCGAAGCGUCUAGACAAACGAGGCAUGAAAGUUUUGGCAGCAUGCCUGACUCCACAAGGGGCUGAAAAUCUGAAAGGGGAGACUUCUAGCAGACUACAUACUAUAAUUAUGGAUGUUGCUGACAGCAAAAGUGUGAAAUCUGCUGCAAAGUGGGCUGCUGAAAUUGUUGGAGAUGCAGGGCUCUGGGGUCUAGUAAACAAUGCUGGUAUUGGAUCUGGACUUACUCCUAAUUUAUGGCACACAAAGGAUGAUUUUGUUAAAGUGUUGAAUAUAAAUUUACUGGGAAUGGUUGAUGUGACGCUGAACAUGGCACCUCUUGUCAUAAAGGCAAGGGGGCGAAUCGUCAAUGUCUCUAGUGCUGCAGGAAGAAUUGCCAUAGUUGGAGGAGGAUACUGCCCAUCAAAAUAUGCUACAGAAGCAUUUUCCGACAGUCUAAGAAGGGAGCUUCGUGAUUUUGGAGUCAAAGUCUGCAUAAUAGAACCUGGAACCUAUAAGACAUUAAUAAUUGAGAAAGAUCGUCAUAGGAAAAACAUGGAGCACCUAUGGAAUAAUCUCCCUGAAAACAUCAAAGAAUUGUUUGGAGAACAGUAUUACCAUCAAUAUGCCAAGGGAUUAUUGUCCCUGCUUGACACAGGUAGCCCGAAGAUCCACCAAGUGCCAGACUGUAUGGAGCAUGCCUUGACCGCAGUUCACCCCUGGACAAGAUACGCACCUGGCUGGGACUGCAAGCUAUACUACCUCCCUGUAUCCUACCUGCCUACUGCCAUCUCUGACUAUAUGGUUUGUCGCUCCUCACCCAAACCGGCUCACAAACUGGAGUGA